Molecule: messenger RNA, 414 nt
Organism: Aspergillus campestris IBT 28561
Lineage: Eukaryota; Fungi; Ascomycota; Eurotiomycetes; Eurotiales; Aspergillaceae
Exons: 1
Coding region: 1-414 (137 amino acids)
Biological process (GO): secondary metabolite biosynthetic process
Cellular component (GO): cytoplasm; nucleus
Source: RefSeq, a predicted model, not a curated record
AUGGCAGCAGGCGCGGGCAACUCGGCCACUCUCCACCUCCCCCGGAUCCUCUGUCUACACGGUGGGGGGACAAACGCCCACAUCUUCCGCAUGCAAUGUCGCGUUCUCAAUCGCAAACUCCGCCCUUACUUCCGGCUGGUCUUUGCGGAGGCAGCUCUCCCCGCACGACCGGGUCCGGACGUCACCGUCGCAUACAAAUUCUAUGGUCCGUUCAAGGCCUGGCUGCGAAUCCGAGACGAAGACCCGGUCCUCGAAGCACACCAUAUUGUCAACAAGAUCGAAAGCACUCUAGAAGCGGCCCGAGUUGCAGAUUAUUGUCGAGGCGCGACGGGCGAGUGGGUGGGUCUGCUCGGGUUCAGCCAGGGCGCGCAUCUCGCUGCCAGUAUCCUCGCCAACCAGCAGGAGAUGCUGUGA